AUGAGUGGUGAAGAUGAUAUGGAAACCGGUUCGGAGAAUGAGGCAACCAACCGGCCAGGUGGAUCAACUUCAGUAGGUGCACCAGGUGGGGGAGAGGAAAGUAAUGAUGAAGAGUUUGAUAAGAUUUUGGAAGGUGACGGGGGUGAUGAAGACGAUGAUGGCAAGUUUCUGGCAUUUCCUUCACAUUGA
Molecule: messenger RNA, 189 nt
Organism: Puccinia graminis f. sp. tritici CRL 75-36-700-3
Lineage: Eukaryota; Fungi; Basidiomycota; Pucciniomycetes; Pucciniales; Pucciniaceae
Exons: 1
Coding region: 1-189 (62 amino acids)
Source: RefSeq, a predicted model, not a curated record